Messenger RNA from Panicum hallii, 1198 nucleotides. RefSeq names its product PHD finger protein ALFIN-LIKE 8-like. Gene Ontology annotation, biological process: regulation of DNA-templated transcription. The transcript is spliced from 5 exons. NCBI's taxonomy places the organism in Eukaryota, Viridiplantae, Streptophyta, Magnoliopsida, Poales, Poaceae. Gene Ontology annotation, molecular function: transcription cis-regulatory region binding; transcription coregulator activity; histone binding. The record is from RefSeq and is a predicted model, not a curated record. Bases 129 to 911 code for a protein of 260 amino acids. Gene Ontology annotation, cellular component: nucleus.
CGCUUCCAAAUUCCUCCAAUCGACUCCUCCGCACCGUCCUCGCUUCGCAAUCCCCAGCACCAGCAGCUCCCCUCUCCUCCCCCAAAACCCUACCCUCCCCGAGCGAGCGAGCGGGCUCCGGGCCGCCAAUGGACGGAGGAGGCGGAUUCAUGGGCCCGCCGCCGGUCCCCCGCUCGCCGGAGGACGUCUUCCGGGACUUCCGCGCGCGCCGGGCCGGCCUGAUCAGGGCGCUCACCACCGAUGUGGAGAAGUUCUACGUGAUGUGCGACCCAGAGAAGGAGAACCUAUGUUUGUAUGGACUUCCCAAUGAGACAUGGGAAGUGAACUUGCCUGCAGAGGAGGUCCCUCCUGAACUCCCAGAGCCAGCUCUGGGAAUUAACUUUGCACGUGAUGGGAUGAAUGAAAAAGAUUGGCUGUCACUUGUUGCUGUGCAUAGUGACUCUUGGUUAUUGUCGGUUGCAUUUUAUUUUGGAGCAAGGUUUGGUUUUGACAAAGAAUCCAGGAAACGGCUCUUCACCAUGAUCAACAACCUUCCCACAGUAUAUGAGGUUGUCACAGGAACCGCCAAGAAAGAGCCCAAAGACAAAACCCCUAAAAACAGCAAUAAGAGUAACAAAACUGGCUCGAAGCCGUCACGCCAGUCAGAACCCAAUUCAAGGGCCCCGAAGAUGCCACCUUCAAAGGAAGAGGAGGAGAGUGAAGGGGAGGAUGGGGAACCACAGGAAGACCAUGAGAGCACGCUGUGCGGCGCAUGCGGCCAAAGUUACGACGACUUCUGGAUCUGCUGUGACCUGUGUGAGAAAUGGUUCCAUGGCAAGUGCGUGAAGAUCACCCCAGCCAAAGCGGAACACAUCAAGCAGUACAAGUGCCCCUCCUGCACAGGCAGCAAGAGGGCGAAGGCUGGAGUCUAGGAAACCUGAAUAGCCAACAAUGCUCUAAGGAGCCUUGACGAGUUGAGCUAAAGUUCUCAGGUUAGGGCAGCUAUAGAUUCGAAUACCUUGUCUGGAUAUUGUCGGCGUUGAUGCUUGAGGAUCCAUCUAAAUUUAGUGUCAGUACUUAUGAUUACUGACUGACUGUUGUAGUGUGUGUGGCCUCAAGCACCUAUGCUCUAUAGUCUACUGAAUUGUGUGCUUUAGAUUCCAACUAUGCCAUGUAUGAUCAUUUAGUCGUUUUAAAGUUAGAUUUCUGUCAUUUUUCC